This is a messenger RNA of Olea europaea var. sylvestris, 399 nucleotides long. Its product is annotated as small ubiquitin-related modifier 1-like. Gene Ontology annotation, cellular component: nucleus. The transcript is spliced from 3 exons. Lineage: Eukaryota; Viridiplantae; Streptophyta; Magnoliopsida; Lamiales; Oleaceae. Gene Ontology annotation, molecular function: ubiquitin-like protein ligase binding; protein tag activity. The coding region runs from base 106 to 399 and encodes 97 amino acids. The record is from RefSeq and is a predicted model, not a curated record. Gene Ontology annotation, biological process: protein sumoylation.
UCAUUACUCAUUAGAGACUCUACAAAUUCGUCAUCGGAGGCUAGUCGACUGGCCAUGAAACCUUUACUUAAAUGAUGCAGCGGCCCUUAUUUGGCCAAGUUGAAAAUGUCGACUCCCAAUCAAGAAGAAGAUAAGAAGCCACAGUUAUACUCGUCUUUCAUCAGUCUCAGAGUCCAGAACCAGGUUGGGAAUGAAGUAUUAUUUAGGAUUAAGAGAAGCUCUCCACUGCAGUCGCUCAUGGAUGGUUACUGUGACAAACUAGCUACCGAUUUUGACACCUUCGUGUUUCUGUUUGAUGGCAGUAGAAUUAGUGGGUCGCAGACUCCUGAUGAGCUGGAAAUGGAGGAUGAAGAUGUGAUAGAUGCUAUGGUAUACCAGAAUGGAGGUGCCCCUGCUUAG